Acanthamoeba castellanii str. Neff is the source of this 1014-nucleotide messenger RNA. Its product is annotated as calponin domain containing protein. Gene Ontology annotation, cellular component: cell junction; plasma membrane; cell projection. Gene Ontology annotation, biological process: actin cytoskeleton organization. Lineage: Eukaryota; Discosea; Longamoebia; Acanthamoebidae. The transcript is spliced from 6 exons. Gene Ontology annotation, molecular function: actin filament binding. The coding region runs from base 1 to 1014 and encodes 337 amino acids. The record is from RefSeq and is a predicted model, not a curated record.
AUGAAGAAGGCAGGGCUUACCAGCGAGGACAUGGGCCGCGCGGGCGAGGAAAAGCGCGACUGGGUGGCUGUCCAGCAGCGCACCUUCACGCGCUGGGUCAACCAGCAGCUGGCCCGACGGGGCGGCCAGGUCACCGACCUCCUGCAAGAUCUGCCCGACGGCAUUCACCUCAUCCAUCUCGUUGAGGAGCUCUCUGGUGCUCUUCUCAAAGGGUACUCGGGCCGACCGCGUAUGCGGUUCGAGAAGCUGCAGAACUGCAUGCUCGCCCUGCAGGCCAUCAAGAACGAGGGCAUCUACCUCCUGGGCAUCGGACCCGAAGACAUCGUCGACCCCAACCUGAAGCUCAUCCUGGGUCUGAUCUGGACUCUCAUCCUCCACUACCAUCUCCAGGGCGGCGCUGGUCUCACCAGCCGAGGCGGUAACGGAGGCGAGAUCACCGCGGCGGGCGCGAGCGGCGCCGGCACCAAGUCGGGCGGCGUGGCCAAGGGCGGUCCGGCGAGGGCCAGAGGCGCGGCCAUGAAGAGCGAGCUGCUCGAGUGGGUCAAGUCCAAGUGCGAGCCCAAGGGCGUGCAGGUCACCAACUUCACCUCUUCGUGGCAGGACGGUCUGGCGAUUGCGGCCCUCGUGGAGAGCCUGCGCCCGUCCACGCUCGACCUGGAGGCCCUCAAGCAGCAGCGCGAGCUGAUGGACAAGAUGGGCGGCGCGCCGCUGCCGCAGGCCAAGUUCAGCGUCACGCCCAAGUCGACGGCCGACGACGGCCGCACCAACCUGCUGGCCGACGUGGCCGGCGCGACGGCGGCCGACUUUGCGGUGACUAUCGAGGGACCCGAGGGCCAGGACGUCGAGGGCCGGCUGGCCGCGGGCGCCGCCAGCGCCUCGACGCUGGACGUCGUGUUCAGGCCGCCCGUGCCCGGCGUCUACACGAUCCGCAUCGAGCACAAGACCCAGGGACCCAUCGUCAACAGCCCCUUCCGCCUCCAGGUCGCCCCGCCGCCCGGCAUGAGCGCCCAAUGA